CUCGCGAUACUGACUAGGUUCAAGCCGAGGACCAGGCAGCUCAAACAUGGCGGACGAGCUUGGACAUAAGUGGGAUCGCUGCCUCGCCAACAGCGCUGUUAAACUGGUAACUGGCAUUGGUGUUGGUGCUGUGGUCUCCUUGCUGUUCUUGAAACGACGCUCCUGGCCAGUAGCGUUUGGAGCAGGUUUUGGGGUGGGCAUGGCUUACUCCAACUGCCAACAUGACUUCAGAUCCCCCUACCUUCUACAUGGACACAUGGAAAAGGAUCAGUAGAAGAGCUUUGUCCCUUGUUCUCCUGAAUGGGUUUGAGCUCGCUGUUUCUGCCUUUCUUCCACAGUCUGGUCUCCCCGUCUGCAGGUUCUGUCUGAGAAGUGUGCGUGAGGAUCUUUAAUAAAAACGAAAACAGUUUAACAGGAAA
Messenger RNA from Electrophorus electricus (electric eel), 419 nucleotides. Its product is annotated as MICOS complex subunit MIC10-like. Gene Ontology annotation, cellular component: mitochondrion; mitochondrial inner membrane; MICOS complex. Lineage: Eukaryota; Metazoa; Chordata; Actinopteri; Gymnotiformes; Gymnotidae. The record is from RefSeq and is a predicted model, not a curated record.